Molecule: messenger RNA, 1476 nt
Organism: Fusarium oxysporum Fo47
Lineage: Eukaryota; Fungi; Ascomycota; Sordariomycetes; Hypocreales; Nectriaceae
Product: RTA1 like protein-domain-containing protein
Exons: 3
Coding region: 147-1172 (341 amino acids)
Cellular component (GO): membrane
Source: RefSeq, a predicted model, not a curated record
GGACUCUUUGGUAUAAUCACUUUGAGAUCCAUAUUCCAGACGCUCGUUUCUAUUAUUGCCUAAAAAAGAAAAAAGUUUUCCCCUCGCUUUUCGUCUCUCUUUUCCUUACACCAAAGCUCAGUCGAUUUGUAGCCAACGCCCCUACCAUGUCGGAAUUCAAGCUUUACCACUACGACCCAUCGUUUACCGCCGCAAUUAUCUUUCUAGCUCUCUUUAGUGCUUUAACACUCUGCCACCUCUUUCAACUCAUUCGGUACAGAACUUUCUAUCUUGUUCCGUUCCUUAUUGGAUGUAUUUUCGAGGCAAUUGGCUAUGCUGGGCGUGCAAUAUCUGCAAAGCAGACUCCUGACUGGGCUAUUAUGCCUUAUGUCCUCCAAAGUCUCCUUCUGCUCCUCGGUCCGACGAUGUUAGCAGCUUCUAUCUAUAUGUCGCUUGGACGACUUAUCAAAUCCCUUGAAGCCGAUUCUUACUCACUGGUUCCGAUUGAAUAUCUGACAAAGACCUUUGUUAUUGGUGAUGUCAUUUCCUUUCUGGCACAGUCUGGGGGAGGAGGUAUGCUGGCCAACGCCAAGUCCAAGGGUGACCAGAAGAUGGGACAGAACAUCAUUAUCGUUGGCCUUGCUGUUCAAAUCUACUUCUUCGCAUUCUUCAUCACUAUUCUUCAUAUCUUCCAUCGUCGAAUUACUGCAAACCCGACCAGCAAAAGCCUUUCUUCGAUUUCUCCCUGGAAACAAUUUGUCCUCGUUCUCUACGUUGACAGCGGUCUAAUCAUGAUCCGAUCUCUUUUCCGUUUGGUUGAGUACAUCACCGGAUCGAACGGCGCAUUGCAGUCAACUGAAACAUAUAUUUAUGUAUUUGACGCUUCGAUGAUCUUCAUCACCGUAGCUCUUUUCAAUGUUGUUCACCCGGGACGAGCGAUAAUAACUCCCAGAGAGCCGGAAGAGACGUUUCAUAUACGCAAUGACUCAGCAAGCAUUCCUCUACAGAACAAGAGCCACUUGUCGCCUUCCAUUGUCCAGCAACCUUUCACCGCGUCCGACCGUCAUCGCUAUCGCUAUCUACAAGAACAUCCAAUGGCUCAACAUCCUCCUCAAAAUCAUACAGACUCACUUGACCAGUAUCACUACCCCUCCUACUCAACUUCGCCUGGUCGAUUUCACGGUCAGGUUUGAACAACUCUUGGAACUAUGGUGCGCUCCUCUCCAAGUUAUUGCUCGAAGACGUCACGCUCAUUGGAUUGCAUGUAGAUUUGUUCGUGGACAUUGAGAUCAUCGCAUUUGCAUUAAUAUGGAUAUUUGACUGCGCCAGGAUAUAGAUAGCAAGUUAUAUUUAUCGGGCUACGCCAAGACAAUGACACAUGUACACGUUUGGGACCUUGAUAGAGAGAACUUGUAUAGAUCUGCAGCUCUGUGUUGCCUACAGCGAAGGAAGGUAGUGCUUGUAAACGAGUAUAGUGUUAGGAAAGCAAAAGCAUCU